AUGAGUGAGCGUUACGACGCGCAGGCGGUCGAGGCCAAGUGGCAGGCCGCCUGGGAGGAUGCGGGGCUGUUCCGGGCGGAGCGCACUGAUGGGCGCCCGACUUACUACGUCCUGGAGAUGUUCCCGUACCCCUCGGGCCGCAUCCACAUGGGCCACGUGCGCAACUACACGAUGGGCGACGUCGUCGCGCGCUACAAGCGGGCGCGGGGGUUCGACGUGCUCCAUCCCAUGGGCUGGGAUGCCUUCGGUCUUCCGGCGGAGAACGCGGCGUUCGAGCGCGGCGUCCAUCCUGCCGAGUGGACCUACGCGAACAUCGCGACGAUGCGCGGGCAACUGCGGCUGAUGGGGCUCUCGAUCGAUUGGGAGCGCGAGUUCGCCACCUGCCACCCCGGCUAUUACGCGCAUCAGCAGGCAUUGUUCCUCGACUUCUUCGAGGCCGGAUUGGUCGAGCGGAAGGAGGCGUGGGUCAACUGGGAUCCCGUCGACCACACGGUGCUCGCCAACGAGCAGGUCGUGGAUGGGCGCGGCUGGCGCUCGGGCGCGCUGAUCGAGAAGCGCAGGCUCGCACAAUGGUUCUUCCGCAUCACCCGCUUCGCCGACGAGCUGCUGGAAGCGCUGGAGGAAUUGCCGCGCUGGCCCGACAAGGUGCGGCUCAUGCAACGCAACUGGAUCGGGCGCUCCGAGGGCGCGCGUAUCCUGUUCCCCUUCGAGGGGCGCGACGAGGCGCUGGAGGUCUUCACCACCCGUCCCGAUACGCUGUUCGGUGCAUCCUUCUGUGCGCUCUCGCCCAAUCAUCCGUUGGCGACAUCGCUCGCCGAAUCCGAUUCGCGCUCGCGGCGUUCAUCGCCGAGUGCAACCUGGCUGGCGGUCCGGCAUCCGUUUGGCCGCGGCCGCACGCUGCCGCUCUAUGUCGCCAAUUUCGUGCUCAUGGACUAUGGCACCGGCGCGAUCUUCGGUGUCCCGCCCACGAUCAGCGCGAUCUCGAUUCGCCCGCAGCCAGGGCCUGCCCGUCAUUCCCGUGGUGUGCCCGCCGGCAUGGAUGCGGACGCAGUCGAGAUCGGCGAUGAGGCCUACGUCGGCGACGGCACGGCGAUCAAUUCCGACUUCCUGAACGGGCUCUCGGUCGCAGAGGCCAAGGCGCGCGCCAUCGCCGCGCUCGCCGAGCGCGAUGCCGGCGGAACCGCCGUCAGCUACCGCCUGCGCGACUGGUUGAUUUCGCGGCAGCGCUAUUGGGGCUGCCCGAUCCCGAUGGUCCACUGCACAUCGUGCGGCGUGGUGCCCGUGCCGCGCGACGCGCUCCCCAGUGCGCCUGCCGGAGGACGUGACCUUCGACUCACCCGGCAACCCCCCUCGACCGCCAUCCCGACUGGAAGCACACCACGUGCCCGCGUUGCGGCGCCGCCGCGGUGCGGGACACCGAUACGAUGGACACGUUCGUCGAUUCCUCCUGGUACUUCGCGCGCUUCUGCGCGGCCCGCGCCGAUGAGCCGCUGCCGGCAAGGGGAGGUCGCACCGUGGCUGCCGGUCGAUCAGUACAUCGGCGGCAUCGAGCACGCGGUGCUGCACCUGCUCUAUUCCCGCUUCUUCACCAAGGCGCUCAAGCUCUGCGGCCACGUCGACAUCGAUGAGCCCUUCGCCGGUCUCUUCACCCAGGGCAUGGUCGAGACCCGUACCGACGGACUGGUGGCUCGCGAGGAUGGGCGCCCGAUCGCCAUCGGCCGGUCGGAGGCGAUGAGCAAGUCCAAGCGCAACACCGUCGAUCCCGAGGCGAUCAUCGAGGCCUACGGCGCCGACACGGCGCGGCUCUUCAUGCUCUCCGACAGCCCGCCGGAGCGUGACCUGGAAUGGACCGAUACCGGCGUCAAGGGUGCGUGGCGUUACGUUGCGGCGCUCUGGCGCCUCGUCCUGUCGCCGCCCGUCGCGCUCCCGCCCCGCGACGUUGCGGCGCCGGCCCACGACACGCUGGCCACCCCCCUGCGCGGGGUGCGGAGGACCAUCCACAAGACCAUCGCCGGCGUGACCGAGGAUUUGGAGCGCUUUCGCUUCAACCGCGCGGUGGCGCGGGUGCGAGAGCUGACGAACGCGCUCGCGGCCAUGGAGGACGUGCCCGGCGCGGGCCACGUCAUGCGGGAGGGCCUGGAGACGGCCAUUCGCCUGUUGGGCCCGGUCGUGCCGCAUCUGGCCGAGGAGGCAUGGCGCCGUCUCGGUCAUGACAGCUGGCUGGCCCGCGAGCCGUGGCCGGAGCCGGACCCCGCGCUGCUCGCCGACGACAUCGUGGUCAUCGCCGUGCAGGUGGACGGCAAGAAGCGCGCAACGAUCUCGCUUCCGGCCGGUCACGGCAAGGCGGAAGCAGAGAGCGCAGCGAUGGCGGACGGCGGCGUGCGCCGGGCGCUUGCCGGCCGGGACGUGCGCAAGGUGAUCGUCGUGCCCGGGCGGAUCGUGAAUGUCGUCACCUGA
Messenger RNA from Geodia barretti, 2457 nucleotides. The record is from the annotation of a GenBank genome assembly. NCBI's taxonomy places the organism in Eukaryota, Metazoa, Porifera, Demospongiae, Tetractinellida, Geodiidae.